Messenger RNA from Pteropus alecto (black flying fox), 1069 nucleotides. It is a transcript of the gene TPPP3, whose product is annotated as tubulin polymerization promoting protein family member 3. The record is from RefSeq and is a predicted model, not a curated record. Gene Ontology annotation, biological process: positive regulation of protein polymerization; microtubule bundle formation; microtubule polymerization. Gene Ontology annotation, cellular component: microtubule. The transcript is spliced from 4 exons. Gene Ontology annotation, molecular function: tubulin binding. The coding region runs from base 179 to 709 and encodes 176 amino acids. Lineage: Eukaryota; Metazoa; Chordata; Mammalia; Chiroptera; Pteropodidae.
AGACCGAGAAACAGGGGAUAAUACGGUGGAGCCGCCGGGGCUGCAGUCCUGCCCCAGAGCCGGCAGGGAGCAGAGCUGCGGAGCCGCCUGGUCUCCCGCGUCCGUGGGUCCAUUCUUGCGUCUUUCUGUCCGUCGAACGAGCACUGCAGGAGCAGUCACGAGGUAGAAGUCGAGUGGCAUGGCAGCGAGCACAGACGUGGCUGGGCUGGAGGAGAGCUUCCGCAAGUUUGCCAUCCAUGGUGACCCUAAAGCCAGUGGGCAAGAGAUGAAUGGUAAGAACUGGGCCAAGCUGUGUAAGGACUGCAAGGUGGCUGACGGAAAGGCUGUGACAGGGACCGACGUCGACAUCGUCUUCUCCAAAGUCAAGGGGAAGUCUGCUCGGGUCAUCAACUAUGAGGAGUUCAAGAAGGCCCUAGAAGAGCUGGCAACCAAGCGAUUCAAGGGGAAGAGCAAGGAGGAGGCCUUCGAUGCCAUUUGCCAGCUGGUAGCAGGCAAAGAACCAGCCAAUGUGGGCGUCACUAAAGCAAAAACAGGGGGUGCUGUGGAACGGCUGACUGACACCAGCAAGUACACGGGUUCCCACAAGGAGCGCUUCGACGAGAGCGGCAAGGGCAAGGGCAUUGCUGGGCGGCAGGACAUCCUGGAUGACAGUGGCUAUGUGAGUGCCUACAAGAAUGCAGGCACCUAUGAUGCCAAGGUGAAGAAGUGAGGCCUGGGGAGGCCCCCCAAUGCGACUGCCCCUGCCAGAGGCUCAGGCCUGGGCCUAAGGGGCACGUGGAGCAAGAGAGUCCAGUCCCCUCCCUGCUGGACCUGCCACCCAGAGCUUCCUGCCCAGCCCCAUGGGGCCAGCUCACCAGGCCUCUGACCCAGAUGCACUGUGUCCCCUUUCCUUUCCUCUUUCCUCCAUGACUUUUGUCCCUCUGGGAGAGUCUGUGCCUAUAGCCUCAUUGCCCCAACCUAGCCCCAGGCAUGGCUAACCCCUGCCUGCUUGUCUCAUAUUUAAGCUGCUGCUCUGGCCAAGAGCCUAAUUCUUACCCAGACCUCAAUAAAGCCACCUUUUGUAUCAAUA